AUGAAGCUUCACAAGCACAUUAACGCUGUCUUUCAGUUCCCUCAUCCUAUUCCGAUUGUUGUGCUAGGCCUCUUACCACCGUUUGGCGACGGAGAGAAGUGGAAGAAUCUUCUUGACGCGAAUUUUAAGCUUUAUGCGUUACAAUAUUCUCUCAUUUUGGCGGCAGGUUUCUCGAUUUCGCUGAUAAUCUACCCAGCAGAGUUAGCUUAUGCUGUUAGAGCGGUGGCACUGUUCGUAGCACUGUUCAUUGGUUCAGCAUUGCUUAGUGCAAAUUACGAAUGGAAAAGAAAUUUAGGAAAAGAGGAAACUGGUGCAUUAAAUAAUAAAAAGAUCAAAAAUUUUAUGGAGGUUGCGGUUACUGUUGCGCUUCUUAUAGCAGCUAUCAUCCUUUUUUGGAUUUUAUUAUUGAACUACAUUACACUUGCGAUGCCAUCAAUAUCUUUAAUAAUUGUUCUGGUUCACGCAUCAGUUCAUGGCGUUGCUUUAAAUGGAGGAAAGAAAGAGAGAUCUGUAGUUUUUGAUGCGAUUUACUAUAUAGCUGAACUGGAAAUUUCAAAAAUAGUAAAAGCUAGAGGAAAAUACAUUUUGCUGAUCUUCUUUCAGCGUAGAUAA
Messenger RNA from Enterobius vermicularis (human pinworm), 612 nucleotides. The record is from the annotation of a GenBank genome assembly. Lineage: Eukaryota; Metazoa; Nematoda; Chromadorea; Rhabditida; Oxyuridae.